AUGCUUCCAUCAGUAUCAGAGUUUCUAAGAGAUUCAGCAGUCUCAUUUGCAGCAACAUCUUCCAGUUCUCAGUCGGCAACAACGAUAUCCCAACCAAUAUCCAUAUGCUUGGGAAACCCAGCGGGAGAUGCUGAUAGUAUCAUCAGCGCCAUCGCAUUCGCCUACAUCAACACUGUAUUAUUUUUAAGCGCUUCGUGUUCUUCCGAAGAGGAUUCUUCUAUGACGAAAUCUACAACUACAAUUCCUAUCGUCUCUAUUCCACAUGAAAGUUUGACCACCCAAAGACCCGAAACCAGAUAUAUUUUACAGCAAUUGGCCAAGAUUGAUUUGAAUGAUUUGAUCGCCAUUGAUUCUCUCCAUCUUCCUACAUCCGCCUCAGUCUCGUUGGUUGAUCACAAUUCGUUGACAAUAAAAAACAAGCCCGAUUGGACUGUGGUUUCCAUCUUGGACCACCAUAUUGAUGAAGGACAACACAUGGACUCUUGUUCCGCUCCCGAACAACGAAAUGUGGCGUUUGAUUCCAAAACAUCGUCGGCACUGGUGGCAAGCACUUGUACACUCGUGGUGGAACGCUUUCCUGUUUCAGAUAAAUUCCCGCCGACCUUAGCAGUUCUCUUGUUGGGUGUAAUUCUAUUGGACUCUGUCAACCUGUCGCCCAAGGCGGGCAAAGUAACGCCUCGUGAUGAAUCAGCGGUCCAGACCUUGUUGGACCGAACGACUUGGUCAGAGCUUCGUCUUCCAGAAGAAAUAUUGGCCAACGAUGGCAAACCGGACCCCACCAAACUCUUUGACAUUUUGCAAAACCAAAAGUUCCACCCCGACUUUUGGAAUUCUUUGACGCUAUUGCAAGCACUCAAUCUAGACUUCAAGUCCUUCGAAAUUAUGCCGCCUAGAUCUUUUGGAGUCGCAUCAGUGCUGCAAACCAUGACAGAGUUCAUGGAAAAGCACGAUUGGAUGAAUUCCAUGGAUUCAACAUGCUCCAAAUUUGUCAUGUCGUUCGACGUGUUUGCCAUCAUGUUCUUUUCUUUUAGCAACAGAGCUGGAGAGGACACUGGUCCCCAACGGCAGUUGGCUUUGUUGGCCAAGAGUGAAGAAUCCUUGGAAGAGGUGGCAGACUCCUUGAAACAAGAUACUAGUUUGCAACUGGAAGAGGUGAAACGGUCAAAAUCCAACGACGACAUGUACUUGAUCUGCUUCAAACAAGGUAAUCCCAAGGCAAGUCGGAAACAGGUAGCGCCUAUUCUCAUGAAGUACUUCACGUCAUAA
Molecule: messenger RNA, 1266 nt
Organism: Cylindrotheca closterium
Lineage: Eukaryota; Bacillariophyta; Bacillariophyceae; Bacillariales; Bacillariaceae
Source: the annotation of a GenBank genome assembly